Molecule: messenger RNA, 1360 nt
Organism: Closterium sp. NIES-65
Lineage: Eukaryota; Viridiplantae; Streptophyta; Zygnematophyceae; Desmidiales; Closteriaceae
Source: the annotation of a GenBank genome assembly
AUGCCGCCUCACUCGCUGGCACCUCAUUCUCUCACGUUCCGCACUCCCCCUACUUCGCACGCCCUACUUCGCGUCUACUCCCCGCCGUCGACUCUCUCCUCCCAUCCGCCAUCGCCUCAACGUCCUCUUUCCCCACGCCGUCGCUUCUCCUCUUUCCCCACGCCGUCGCCUCUCCUCUUUCCCCACGCCGUCGCUUUUCCUCUUUCCCCACACCGUCGCCUCUCCUCUUUCCCCCACGCCGUCGCUUCUCCUCUUUCCCCACGCCGUCGCCUCUCCUCUUUCCCCCACGCCGUCGCUUCUCCUCUUUCCCCACGCCGUCGCCUCUCCUCUUUCCCCACGCCGUCGCCUCUCCUCUUUCCCCACGCCGUCGCCUCUCCUCUUUCCCCCACGCCGUCGCCUCUCCUCUUUCCCCACGCCGUCGCCUCUCCUCUUUCCCCCACGCCGUCGCCUCUCCUCUUUCCCCCACACCGUCGCUUCUCCUCUUUCCCCACGCCGUCGCCUCUCCUCUUUCCCCACGCCGUCGCCUCUCCUCUUUCCCCCACGCCGUCGCCUCUCCUCUUUCCCCCACGCCGUCGCCUCUCCUCUUUCCCCCACGCCGUCGCCUCUCCUCUUUCCCCACGCCGUCGCCUCUUCUUCCUCUCUUGCCGUCGCCUCUCCCCACUCGAGCAAAUGCCUUCGUUCCCCCGCUUCAUUUUUCGCUCUGAUUCGCCCGUUGUGCUUUCCCAUCCCUUGUUCACCCUGCAACUCACCCAAGCGACACGGCAUAUCCCCAUCGAGCAAGCCUCGUCUCCAUCCAUCAUCUUCUUCACCUCGCUCUCCGAGGCUAUAUCAACCUGCAGGUUCCUUUACAGCAGCACUCUUCUUCUCACCAUCGUCCACCCCUCCCAUCACUGUAUCCCUCCUUGCGGUGCCAUGGAGGGAGGCGCAGCAGCAGCAGCAGCAGCGCCGGCGAGCAGCACGGCCUUUUCCCUGCCACGCUUCUACGACUACCCUCCCUACUUCACGCUGCAGCCGAUCAAGGCGACGCGAGAGCGGCAGGUGCGGCUGUGGGCGGAGCUGAUCGUGGCGUGGUGCCGCCACCACCGCACGCUGCUCGUGCCCCUCGACCACUUCCCCCUCUUCCACCACCCCGCCAUCCAGCGCAAACUGACGUUCGAAGCACGGCAGGUCUUUCUCGAGGCUCUCGUGGCAGAAGGGCGGGCAGAGUGGACGGAUCGCAGUCGAACGCGGUGCCUCAUCCUGUGGAAGUCCAUCAACGACUGGGCCGACACGCUGCUGCAAUUCGUGCGCGAGAACGGAUUUGGGGAUUCUGUUUUGACACUCGAGGAAAUACGAGCAGGGGAUGACACGAAAGGGACAG